Molecule: messenger RNA, 1644 nt
Organism: Penicillium macrosclerotiorum
Lineage: Eukaryota; Fungi; Ascomycota; Eurotiomycetes; Eurotiales; Aspergillaceae
Product: flavin-containing monooxygenase
Exons: 1
Coding region: 1-1644 (547 amino acids)
Molecular function (GO): NADP binding; N,N-dimethylaniline monooxygenase activity; flavin adenine dinucleotide binding
Source: RefSeq, a predicted model, not a curated record
AUGGGCAGUGUCGAGGAACCUAGCUUUAGCCAGAAGAAUGAAGGCCUCGACUACGAUGUUUUGAUUAUCGGCGCCGGUCUCUCUGGAAUAUACAGUCUGUAUCGGAUGCAUCAGUUAGGCCUAAGGACAAAAGUCUUAGAGGCUGGUGGAGGAGUGGGGGGAACAUGGUACUGGAACCGUUACCCAGGUGCACGAUUCGACUCAGAAAGCUAUUCGUACAACUUCUCCUUCUCACAAGAGCUCCUGAAUGAGUGGAACUGGUCAGAGCACUUUGCAUCGCAGCCAGAAACACUACGGUAUUGCGAGUUUGUUUGCGACAAAUUCGAUCUCCGUCGGGACAUGCAAUUCGACACUCGAGUCACGUCUGCACAUUUUCAAGAUGACACAAAUUCAUGGCGCGUCACAGACAAUUGUGGCCGUCAGUAUACAUCGCGAUUUUUGGUCACCUGCAUCGGCAUCUUGAAUAAUUAUACCAUGCCCAAUAUCCCAGGAGUCGCAAAUUUUAGAGGGGAAGCGUGCCACACUGCACGAUGGCCGCGGGAGCCAGUCGAUUUCACCAACAAAAGAGUAGCCGUGAUCGGUACCGGUGCGACAGGAAUCCAAACCAUCCAAGAGAUUGCCAAAAAGGUUGGCCAUCUCACAGUGUUCCAGCGAACUCCUAACUGGAGUUUACCUCUGCGAAAUGGACCUAUUAGCGCAGAAGAGAUGGAGGAAAUUCGUUCUCAAUACCCAGAAAUCUUUCGAAAGUGCUCGGAAACAUGGUCCUGUUUCAUGCAUGUCUCUGAUACGCGUAACACACUCGAAGUCAGUCCUGAAGAGAGGGAGCAGUUCUGGGAGGAACUUUAUGAAAAGCGAGGCUUUGCUAAGUGGCUCGGAAACUUUGGCAACAUCAAUACGAAUAAAGAGGCGAACGAUCUAUUCAGCGACUUUGUGGCAAAUAAAAUUCGCCAGCGUGUUCAUGACCCUGUUACCGCCGAAAUCCUUAUCCCAAAGUGCCACGGAUUUGGUACCAAGAGAGUGCCCCUGGAGUCCGGCUACUUCGAGGCUUAUAACCAGCCGAACGUACGACUCGUGGAUGUCAAGGCAAAUCCAAUUGAAAGCAUCACGGAAACUGGAAUCCGUACCCGAGACGAGUCCUUUGAUUUUGACAUUAUCAUCUACGCCACAGGAUUUGAUGCCGUUACUGGAUCUUUCACAGCUAUCGAUUUCAGAGGUACAGGAGGGGUUAAAUUGUCUGAUAGAUGGGCAGAUGGUCCACGGACAUUCCUCGGUUUAUUUGUUGAAAGCUUUCCAAAUAUGAUGAUGGUAAUGGGGCCUCAUCAGAUGUUUGGAAAUAUACCGCGGAGUGUCGAAUAUGCGGUCGGCUGGGUGUCGCGUUUUAUCGAAUACUGUCGCGAUAAUGGUAUCACAUUUGCGGAAACAACACGACAAAAUGUCCUCGACUGGACUGAGCAUGUGCACAAUUGUGCCGAGGGCCUUUUGGCCAAUGACGUUGAUUCAUGGAUGACCGGAGUCAACAAAAACUUGGCGCAUAAACAAAAACGCAUUAUUGCAAGAUAUCAGGGUCCAGCACCGGGUUAUCGAAAGCUUGCCGAGGGUGUGGUUUCAAGGGAGUAUAAUGACCUGAAGUUGUCCAGACUAUAA